AUGUCUACUAUCCAGAAGAUGGCUUCCAUUGAGGAACUCAACAACGGCGAAUUCCACGACGCGGAUACCUCCAAACCCAUGACCGAAGACGACGUCGACGAGAUGACCAUCCCGUCCUACGGCGUCGGCGAAAUCUGCGCCCGCGGCAGAAGAGGCAGCGAAGGUCGUCUGGACCUUUUCCACGACGAGGAAAAGAUCUGCGAACUCCACUGGGACAACCGCCAGGAGAAUGGCUUUAAUUUAGUCGAGGUGCUGGACGGAAGUAAGCAGUACAGAGUAGAGCAUGGGGGAUGGAGCCCAGGGGCGGGUCCCCUGGGCCAUGUGUACGUUGAUGUUUGGGAGAUGAAGAAGAAGCUCGAGGAGAAGAAGAAGUUGGAGCAGAAGAUCGAGGAGAUGGAGAAGACCAAGGUUUGA
Aspergillus affinis is the source of this 414-nucleotide messenger RNA. RefSeq names its product aegerolysin family protein. The record is from RefSeq and is a predicted model, not a curated record. NCBI's taxonomy places the organism in Eukaryota, Fungi, Ascomycota, Eurotiomycetes, Eurotiales, Aspergillaceae. Gene Ontology annotation, biological process: symbiont-mediated hemolysis of host erythrocyte. The transcript is spliced from 2 exons. Bases 1 to 414 code for a protein of 137 amino acids.